AUGUUAUCAAUUCCAUUUUUGGAAGAUAUUGUAAAAGGAUGGAUAAAAAAAAAAUCGUUUGAUGAUCCUGUUGAUAGGUUGAAUCAUUUUGUCACAGCAUCUAUACUUGGUUUUUUUGCUAUUAUGGUUUCUGCUAAACAAUACCUUGGUCAACCAAUACAAUGUAUGGUACCUAAAGAAUUUAGUAGUGGAUGGGAACAUUAUGCUGAAGAUUAUUGUUUUAUUCAAAAUACUUUUUAUGUACCAUUUAAUGAAACAAUUCCAAAAGAGUAUGAUGAUCGUAGAAAAGCUGAAAUAGGAUAUUAUCAAUGGGUCCCAAUUAUUUUAGCUUUACAGGCAAUAUUAUUUUUUAUACCAAAUUGGAUUUGGAAGAGUUUAUAUUCACAAUCUGGAAUUGAUUUAAAUACAAUUAUUACUGAUGGAAUGUCAUUAAGAGGAACUGGACCUAAUGAUAGAGAAGAGAAUAGUAUUAAAUUAAAGGAAUACAUAUCUGAUUGUCUUGGAAUGAAAGAUAUCAAAAGAAAUUUUCGUAUUGGAUUUUUUAAAUUAGAAAAAAAUUAUGGAAAUUAUAUUACAGCACUUUAUUUGUUUAUCAAACUUCUUUAUGUAUUGAAUAUUAUUUGUCAAUUUAUACUUUUAAAUAAUUUUCUUGGAGAUUAUUAUACAAUGUGGGGAUUGAAAGCAAUUAAAUAUAAAUUAGAUGGUAAAGAAUGGCAAACUUCUAGUGUAUUUCCAAGAGUAACACUUUGUGAUUUUGAUGUGAGAGAUUUAGCUGAUGUUCAUCGUUUUACAGUUCAAUGUGUUUUAAUGAUAAAUAUGUUCAAUGAAAAAGUUUAUCUCUUUAUUUGGUUUUGGUUUAUAUUUGUUGGAAUUGUAACUAUUCUUAAUUUUAUAUAUUGUUGUAGUCAUUUCAUUUCUCUUUCUCAUCGUCAUUCUGCUGUUAAAUAUCUUUUAAAACAUCUUAUGAAUACAAAAAAUCCACGUGAAUUUGAUAAAGCUGUUAAACAUUUUACUAGUCAAGGCCUUAAACCUGAUGGUUAUCUUAUUCUUCGAUUUCUCGAAGGAAAUGCUGGAGCUAUUAUUGCAAAAGAUAUUACUCAUAAACUUUUUCAAGACUAUUUGAUCACAUAUAUGGAUGAUUGUAUAAAAGAUUGUCUUGAUCCUGUUUUUUCGUAA
This is a messenger RNA of Strongyloides ratti, 1176 nucleotides long. Its product is annotated as Innexin family-containing protein. Gene Ontology annotation, cellular component: gap junction; plasma membrane. Gene Ontology annotation, molecular function: gap junction channel activity. NCBI's taxonomy places the organism in Eukaryota, Metazoa, Nematoda, Chromadorea, Rhabditida, Strongyloididae. The transcript has a single exon. The record is from RefSeq and is a predicted model, not a curated record. Bases 1 to 1176 code for a protein of 391 amino acids.